This is a messenger RNA of Sphenostylis stenocarpa, 2643 nucleotides long. Lineage: Eukaryota; Viridiplantae; Streptophyta; Magnoliopsida; Fabales; Fabaceae. The record is from the annotation of a GenBank genome assembly.
AUGGGCGGGUCCAGAGUUCAAGUCAAUAAGCCUCACAAGUCCCGUUUCUCUUCCAAGUCCUCUCGCAAUCUUCAUAAAACCUCUGUCAAGGACAGACUCGCAAUCGCAAAAACAGAGCGCAAUGUUGGCAAAGGAGCUCGUGCAGCUCGAAUUCAGAGAAGUAAAAUGAUACGUGAUCAGAAAAGGGCUGCGGUCUUGAAAGAGAAAAGAGAACUGAGUGGGUCGAGAAGUUCUCCUCGAGUCAUAGUUCUAUUUGCCCUCUGUGCUUCUGUGGAUUUAGAAUCACUUGCUGAUGAUCUCCUGUCAUUAUUAUCCAAAGAUAGCUGUGUGGUGCUGCAAGGAACCGUUGCUUCUUCUGAAUACAAGACAAGAAUAACGGUAUUGAAAGCACCUCAUGGUAAUCUACUAUCAUGCAUGGAAAUGGCUAAGGUUGCUGAUCUAAUGGUUUUCGUGGCCUCAGCAAAGUCUUUGUGUGAAGAAACUGACUCGAACUACAUUGACUCGUUUGGAAAUCAAUGCCUUUCUGUAUUUAGAUCUCUAGGUUUACCAAGCACUGCUGUGUUUAUCCGUGAUUUACCUUCUGAUCUUAAACAAAGAAAUGAACUGAAGAAGAUGUGCACAUCUAGUCUUGCCUCAGACUUUCCUGAGGAUUGUAAAUUUUAUCCAGCUGAUACAAAGGAUGAGCUACAUAAGUUCUUGUGGCUCUUUAAAGAGCAAAGGCUUAAAAUUCCUCAUUGGAGAACUCAACGAUCAUACCUCUUAGCUCAAAAGAAACUUAAUAUAGUUUUUGAAAGAGAUACAAGGGAUGUAGAGCUUAUUGUAAGGAUUGAACAUGAGAUGAUCUUGCUCAGGGAGGAGCUUGAGACAACAUUUAGCAAUGGAACUGGGCGUGGAAGUGUGAUGAUUAUGAUUGUAGUUGUUGAGUCGAAGGAUCCUCCUGUUGUUAUAAAUAGAACAAAGAAUUCAUUUGUUGGUGCACUAUACAAGGACAACUCUGAAAAAUGCACCCUGUUUCUCACUGGUUACCUUCGUUCUCGAAGCCUCUCUGUCAACCAACUGGUGCAUGUUUCAGGUGCAGGAGAUUUUCAAUUGUCUAAAAUUGAAGUUCUAAAGGAUCCUUGUCCUCUGAAUUCAAGGAAAAAUCAGGACCUAAUGGAUGCAGAUGAAAUGAAUGAGGUCAUUGGUUCUCUUGUGCCCGAUCCACUAAACCAUGAAGCUUUAGUUGUCGAGAAUAUUCCUGAUCCUCUUGCUGGAGAGCAGACGUGGCCAACUGAGGCUGAAAUGGCUAAGGCUGAUGAAGACCAAAAAAAAAAGAUGAUAAGAAAGAGGAGUCUUCCCCGUGGCACCUCAGAAUAUCAGGCUGCUUGGAUUGUCGAUGAUUCUGAUGAGGAGUCUGAUUGUGAUGAUAAAAAUGAUGAUGGUAUGGUGGGGGAAGGUGAAUAUCCUGGUCAAGAGGAAAAUAAGUAUUCAGAAUUUGAUGGCGAUGAUGCAUCUAUUGGAUUUGGAGAUUCUGAGGAAGAAACUGACAAUGAUUCAGUGAUGAUGGAAGUAGAUAACUUUACCAAAGAAAAGAUACAAGACGAACUCAAGGAACUUAAAGAAGCACAUGCUGCAGAUGAAGAAUUUCCGGAUGAAGUGGAUACACCAUUGGAUGUUCCUGCUAGGAAGCGGUUUGCAAAAUACAGGGGACUCAAGUCCUUCAGGACUUCUUCAUGGGAUCCUAAAGAAUCUCUACCCCAAGAUUAUGCCAAAAUUUUUGAAUUUGAUAAUUUUAAAAGAACACAAAAACAUGUUCUUGCUAAAGCUUUAGAAUUGGAUCAAGAAAAUUGGGAGCACUGUAUUCCAGUUGGCUCAUACGCCAGGUUGCAAAUCACUGGAGUCCCCAGUGCUGUUGCUUCAAAGUUAUGUUUGCUUUCAAAUACAAUCCCGAUUACAGCAUGUGGCCUGUUGAAACACGAGUCCAAAGUAUCUGUCCUUCAUUUCAGUGUGAAGAAACAUGAAACAUAUGAGGCACCCAUCAAAUCCAAGGAAGAAUUAAUUUUUCAUGUUGGUUUUAGGCAAUUUGUUGGCAGACCAGUUUUCUCUAGUGAGUUCAUAAAUACUGACAAGAACAAGAUGGAGAGGUUUCUCCAUGCUGGGCGUUUUUCAGUUGCUUCAAUAUAUGCACCAAUUUCUUUUCCUCCUCUUCCUGCAAUAAUACUAAAGAAAUCUGGAGAGAAUGUUGAACCUGCGGUGGCUGCUGUUGGCUCACUGAAAACUGUUGAUCCAGAUAGGAUAAUCCUUAAACGAGUUAUUUUGACAGGUUACCCCCAAAGAGUGUCGAAACGUAAAGCUUCUGUGAGACACAUGUUUUAUAAUCCAGAGGAUGUUAAAUGGUUUAAGCCUGUCGAACUAUAUACCAAGCGUGGCCUCCGUGGGCGAAUUAAAGAACCAGUUGGUACCCAUGGAACAAUGAAGUGCCUUCUCAACGGGGUUCUUGAACAGCGUGAUACUGUAUCGUUGAAUUCUGUUAUCGCCAGUCAAGCAAUUCAGAAGUGUAAAUUGAUUGGGAAUGAAGCUUUGGUUCAGAUUGACUUCCUCCUAUGGGGAUGCAGUUUUGUGACAAUUUAUUUUCUUUUCUCCACCGCCAAGGGUGAUGCUUGA